Molecule: messenger RNA, 399 nt
Organism: Bipolaris oryzae ATCC 44560
Lineage: Eukaryota; Fungi; Ascomycota; Dothideomycetes; Pleosporales; Pleosporaceae
Exons: 1
Coding region: 1-399 (132 amino acids)
Biological process (GO): signal transduction
Source: RefSeq, a predicted model, not a curated record
AUGCGCCAGUCGACCAACAACCCGGCCGUCCUCUCGCGCCUCGACGGCCAGAUCAAGGACGGCCGCCGCAACAUCGACUACUUCGAGUCCAAGCUGCGCGACCUCGACUUGCAGCGCACCACGUCGGGCGUCGACAACAUGAGUCUGCAGCCAGGCCGCUCCCCCACCAAUCCCCUGACCCCUCCGCCAAAGGACAACUGGGACGGCUACGCGCAGCAAGACCAGGGCGGCUAUGGCGGGCCUCAGAGCCAGUACAGCCAGCUCAGCGGCGGCGAAGCUCUGCAGCCUCCUCGCGCGCCUUUUGCCGCACCGCCGCCUGGCACAGCUAACAAACGCCCCAACUACAGCAAGCUGGGUAUAUGCCUUUGCCGCGCCCUCCCCCGCUAUGUGCGAUGCUAA